AUGGCAUCUCCCUUGCAGUUCGCAUAUCGGACCCAGAAGGCCAUUGGUGUCUUCGACGCCGCUCCGGCCUACGAGCCUCUCGCUGGGUUCACCAAGCCCGAAGGAAAUCUGCGGUGCAGCGCAUACUCGCCCUGCGGCCGUUUCUUUGGCUGGGCCUCUCCUGAAACCGUCACUGUUGUCGAUGCCUCGGCUGGUAACGUCGUUCUCGUCUUGCCCAUCAUCAACGUUUACGAGCUUGGUUUCUCCCCUCUAGGUACCUUUGUCAUUACCUGGGAGCGGCCAGCCAAGGAUGAGGCCGGUGACGCCACCAAGAACCUCAAGAUCUGGCGGACAGUCGAGGACGGCGUCGCCGGAGCUGACAAGCAACCCAUUGGACGCUUUGUUCAGAAGCAGCAGGGUGGCUGGAACCUCCAGUACACGGCCGACGAGAAGUACUGUGCUCGGCUGGUCACGAAUGAGGUCCAAUUCUACCAGAGCCACGACCUCGUCACCGUCUGGAACAAGCUGAGGGUCGAAGGGGCCGCUAAUUUCGCCCUUGCGCCGGGAAGCCAGAACCACGCCGUGGCCGUCUUUGUCCCCGAGAGAAAGGGCCAACCCGCCGUCGUCAAGGUGUACAACGUCCCGCUCUUCCAGAACCCCAUCUCGCAAAAGACCUUCUUCAAGGGCGACAAAGUCCAGUUCAAGUGGAAUAAGCGUGGCUCCUCUCUGCUUGUCCUGGCUCAGACGGAUGUCGAUAGAUCUGGCAAGAGCUACUAUGGGGAGACUACUUUGUAUCUGCUCAGCACCAACGGCGCCUUUGAUGCUCGCGUGACCCUCGACAAAGAAGGCCCGAUUCACGAUGUGUCUUGGUCGCCAAAUUCCCGUGAGUUUGGUGUCGUCUAUGGCUACAUGCCAGCCAAGGCUACCAUCUUCAAUGACCGAGCCGUCGCCAAGUACUCAUUCCCUCUCGGCCCACGCAACACCAUCACGUUUUCCCCGAAUGCUCGCUUUGUCCUCGUUGCUGGCUUUGGCAACCUGGCCGGUCAGAUCGACGUGUAUGAUCUGGAAAAGGACUAUCGCAAGGUCUGCACUAUUGAAAGCGGCAACCCCAGCGUGUGCGAGUGGAGCCCAGACAGUCGCUACAUCAUGACGGCCACAACAUCCCCGCGUCUUCGUGUCGACAAUGGCGUAAAGCUUUGGCACGUGGGCGGCAGCAUCAUGUAUAGCGAAGAUAUGGUCGAGUUGUACAACGUUUUGUGGCGACCUUCGGCUCCUGAGAAUGUGGCCGGUGGUGAUCCGCUCAACCCUGUGCCCUCCCCCCAUGCCUCUGCUGCUGCUUACCUUGGUACUGUGAAGACGCCCAGCAAACCUGCCGGGGCUUACAGGCCCCCCGGCGCCAGAGGUCUGGCCACGCCUCUUCACUUCAAGCGCGAAGACGAGGGCGGUGCAGCCCACUUUGUGAGCAACGGAACGCAGAACGUUGGUCCCAACGGCUUCGGUCGUCCUCGCCGUGGAGUCCCCGGUGCUGAGCCAGCCGAACCGUCGCAAGCCGCGGCGAGGGUUGUGCCUGGAGCCGAGCCAGUAGGUGAAGAUGGCGCCAAGAAGAAUAAGAAGAAGCGUGGCAAGAAGAAUAACCAAGAAGGCCGGCCCGAGGCGGAGCCCAAUGGCGGCGCUAGUCUUGCCCCCUACGACAAUCGUGCCCCUGGCUCUGGUAGAAGCCCUGAAAGACGUGGCCCUGCUAAUGGCAAUGGUCGAGAUCACAGAAGCCGAUCCCGAAACAACGGAGGUAGCCGCAGUCGCAGCAAUACCCAGCAUGGCCAGCGUUUGAACCUUGGCCAGCAGAACAAUUAUUAUGCGCAGCAGCAAGGCGGCGCAGCUGUUGCUGGCGCCGCGGCCGACGCCGGCCAAAGUGCCAACGCCAAGAAGAUCCGCAGCCUUCAGAAGAAGAUUCGUGCGAUUGAGGAUUUAGAAAUGCGACUUGCUGGCGGAGAGAAGCUUGAAGACACACAAGUCAAGAAGAUCAACACCAAGUCGGCUGUGUUGAGAGAGCUCGAAGGCUUAGAAAAGGAGGCUUAA
This is a messenger RNA of Metarhizium brunneum ARSEF 3297, 2055 nucleotides long. RefSeq names its product Eukaryotic translation initiation factor 2A (gene EIF2A). Lineage: Eukaryota; Fungi; Ascomycota; Sordariomycetes; Hypocreales; Clavicipitaceae. Gene Ontology annotation, cellular component: cytosolic small ribosomal subunit. The record is from RefSeq and is a predicted model, not a curated record. Gene Ontology annotation, biological process: translational initiation. Gene Ontology annotation, molecular function: mRNA binding; protein binding; ribosome binding.